ACGGCGCGACAGGACGCCCGCAUACAUACCGGAAAAUCAAGCCCUCUGUUUCAGUUGUUCUUCACCUGAAACGCGAAGAAACCCUAGUCCCCAUCUCAAUCCCCAGCCAUGGAUUCCACCGCCGACCCGAAGGGCAAGCGCCCUCUCUACCAGGAGGACGGCCUGGCUUACGCUAGGGCCGCCGCAGCUGCUGCGUCCGCGACCGCGGCCGCGGCGCCGGAUGAGGAGGAGGCGAAGCCGAAGCCAAAGCCCUCGUCUUCCUCGGAGGAGGCGAAGCCGGAACCGGAGGCGGAGGAUCAGGCGGAGAUGCCACCCCUGGUGCUGGUGGCUGAGGACGGCGUGGAGGUGAGCAUCUCCCGCCGCGCGGCGCGGAUGUCGCACAUGCUCCGCCUCCUGAUGGAGGACAGCUGCGCCGACGGCCCCAUCCCCGCCCCCAAUGUCCACUCCGACAUCCUCGACCUCGUCGUCCAGUACUGCGAGAAGCACGGGCCCUACUACGACCCCGAGGCCUCCGAGCGCGCCCGCAACCCCUUCCCGCCCUUCCCCGUCGAGCUCACCCCCACCGUCUCCUCCAUCAAGCCCGUCACCUACGUCGACCCCGACCCGCACGGCCUCAAGGACUGGGACAAGGACUUCAUCUCACUCGACAACUCCACCCUCUUCGAGGUCAUCCUGGCCGCCAACUACCUGAACAUCGAGGACCUUCUGGACCUGGGCACCACAACAGUGGCUGACAUGAUGAGGGGGAAAAAGCCAGAGGAGAUCCGUGAAAUCUUUGAGAUCGAGAACGACUACACACCGGAGCAGGAGGCCGAACUCAGGAAGGAGAACGCGUGGGCCUUCGAGGACUAAAUAAUGAUGCGUACCCUGAUUUUGUCUAUGCUGCUACUCUUGGGUUCAUGUGCAAAUCCCCACCUUAACUUCGAUUCCAAGUAGGCCUAGAUAGAUGGAUGAGUCGGUGAAAACCAAAAACUAUCAUAUGGAGCUAUACAAAAUUCUGCUGUGAACUGUUGAUGCCUGGGUGUUUGAUUUCAAAGUGGUUGAAUCGACGGAACUUUAAUUCCAAUUUGUGUUCAGCUUAGUUAUUUUUGUCAGUUGUACGUGGUUUGCAGUUAAGUUUUUGCUUGUAUCUUGCUGAAUUUUUGGUGCGCUCAUUGCAAAAUUUUGUUCAGUUACAGUUUAUUGUUUGUGUUUCUAUGCUCGACCGUACCUGCUUCUUCUAUGUAAAUUGAGAAGGUAAUUUCAUCAGUGUUUGAUACAGUUCUGUAAAUUAGUGAUGUUUGCUUGUUCCUGUUUCGAUUCUUUGCCCUGAGCAGAAAUUAUCAACUUCAAGUUUAUAGAUACAAGUUUAUAGAUAAGUUGGAGAAAACCGAGACUAUGUGUGGAACAGUUAAGGUUGUAAUGUACAACGCAUAUUUCUUUCAUGUAAAUGUGAUGAAUGUUCUGAAUGUGUUGGUUAUGUCACCAGAAUUUCUGAAUAUGGUAAGCUUUUACCCAUUUGCUCUUAGCUCAUCUGUUCACAAAUACUUAUCGCUUACACUGAUGAUAUAUGAGCUGUGAAUUUGGUAAGCUAAUUGCACAUUUACUCUUAGUUGCUCCAUCUUUUUAGAAACACUUGUUGCUGACGCUGACAAUUGUUAUGUUGUGAUCCAAAUUUGUAUAAAAGAGAGGCUAACUUCUGACAAGCAUUGAAGGGAUCUUCAUCACCUUCUGAGGGACCUAUCGAUAAUUACCCAGCCGGCAGACCAUGGUGGGGGGCUGGAAGCAAUGCCCUCAUACCGGCAGAAGACGGUGGGCUGUGUGGUUUGUUGGCCUUGACAAGUUCACCCUCUACCUGUGCACUGUGGUUGCUGCAACGGGUCCUAAAAGAAAGGAUAUGUGGGUACGAGGCGGAGUUAUAAGGCUGAAUGGGCUCUCCAUUAGCCACCUGUAUCACAGGCCAUCUUUGAUCGGCUCUGCUAAACGUCCUGAUUCAGAUCUUGUUUUCGUGAGCCUAUAUGCUGGCGUCUUCAUGAUCGACCUUGAAUCAGCGUGCGCGGCAAAGGUGUUCGAGAGGGAUGAAUUCAACGCCAUCUUUCCCUACAUGAGCUUUUGCACUCCAGGUGAUAUCCUCAAGCCUGUCAGCUUUUCUAUGUUCGAGUUUUGUGGAUACCUGCCAGAAAGAAGUAACCAAUCACUUGCUUAUUUUAGAUUUCCCUACAUAUACUUAACAAUAGUAGUUUCUAUGCUGAAGCUGCGCCCCAGACAUAAUCUUGCUAAACCGUCUGAAUAAGUAGCAUGCCUUAAAACAUGCUAUUUUUUGUUCGAAACCCCAAUGUUGUAUUGAAGAAAAUAGAUCACUUUAGAUUUUGGAGCUAGAUUGUUGUGGCAAGGAUAAUUGUGCUAGAAAAUAUCAUUCGAGUCACUUGGCCAGUGGACCAAGGAGGUUUUAUGAACAUUUGUCCUCUAUGCAAAUAAUUAUGGAAGUUACAAGCUGCAGAGGGUCCGUGCUUAAGAAUAGUGUGCUUUCCUUGACAGAGUUUAAACCAUUGGACACCUUGUUUUGUGUCAAGGUUUAGCUGAGAGUUAAUAAUCUUCCAAUCUUUAUGCAAUAAGAUAGGAAAUUAGGAUAGUAUCAGUCCUUUUUCUUAUGAUUAGCUUGAUGGCCGACCUCUUUCUGAGCAGUUUCCUAGGCCUUUUAACUGAACUACUUUGGUGCAAGUUCCCUUCUAGACUCAAGGAUGUGUGAGGUUCAGAAGGGUAUAGGGAUUGGGAGAAAAUUGUCAACUCCGGCUGAAUUUGGAUAAAAACAUGUCAAUCUGUUAGUCCUAUGUGAUUCUUCAGAUCGAUUAGUAUGGAUUAUCAAUCCUUACAAGAAUUCUCUGCUUACUGAAACUAUGAUGCUCUAAAAAAAGAGCAGGUCCAUUUUCCAUCCAAAGGGAUAUAAAAUUUUAAUUGACAUUUGAUAUAAGAGCUUUUCUUUAACUGUUGGAUGCAUAGGUACAGCAUUAUUUUAAACCAAGUAUACUAGUCUUUUGAAUAGACGGUGUCAUGGAUAGUCUAAGUUUAUUUCUAUAACUAAGUACAUGUGGCCCAUUGUGCUCUGUUAGUUUGAUCCACAUAACAUUCUUGACCUGCUGAUUCAUGAUCUGGGUAACGUCUUUCCGGAGUACUGUCAUGCACUGAUUAUGAUUUGGAUGUGUGGUUUAUUUUGGGCCAUAACGUGAGUUAGGCAUAGAUCAAUGUUUUGAUCAUACGCAGCCAGCUGAUCGUUCACUACAAACUUAUCAUAUCUGUAACUGCUCGCUUUUUUGUUGUUGUUUAUCACAUAUGCAGUGCCACAUGGAGAUGUUAGAGCAGGGAAGCUGGGUGUUGUUGCAGCAAACAGCAUGUCUUCCACAGGUUUCGAGGAUGGGGUAACAGCACUGCGUUUGGAGGCACUAUAGGCUUGCGGACGUUCAGCUGUUAGUCCGAGCUCUGCUGAUGUAUUGAUGCCAUGGUCGACUAAGCUGUUUCUGGAACGUUGGUGGUGAUGAGUUCUUAGGCGAUACUGUUGGUGGUGAUGAGUUCUUAGGCGAUGCUGUUGGCCUGAUGCUCUGCUUUGUUUUCAUGUUGCUCAGGCGUUUUGUUACCUGGCCUUGUAAGAACUUGUGAGCUUCACUUGUGAUCUGGGGAGCAGUUUUGCUUCCCCUGUUUCAAGUAAAUUACAAUAACUUUCGCAAGUGUACCUGUUGAGAGAACAAUGUGCUGUGUUUAGCAUUUGUCAUGUAUGAGAUAGUUUUCAGUUCACUCUCGAGAUAUCCAUUUGGGAACGAAAUUCGCCUAGACUUGAA
This is a messenger RNA of Lolium perenne, 3812 nucleotides long. Its product is annotated as SKP1-like protein 1A. The record is from RefSeq and is a predicted model, not a curated record. NCBI's taxonomy places the organism in Eukaryota, Viridiplantae, Streptophyta, Magnoliopsida, Poales, Poaceae. Gene Ontology annotation, biological process: ubiquitin-dependent protein catabolic process.